Messenger RNA from Lottia gigantea (owl limpet), 1542 nucleotides. RefSeq lists its product as hypothetical. Bases 1 to 1542 code for a protein of 513 amino acids. NCBI's taxonomy places the organism in Eukaryota, Metazoa, Mollusca, Gastropoda, Lottiidae. The record is from RefSeq and is a predicted model, not a curated record. The transcript has a single exon.
AUGUCAAAUUAUUACAAACUUCAGCUUCACAAUGUCAAGCUAUUACAAACUUCAUCUUCACAAUGUCAAGCUAUUUCAAACUUCAAACUAUUACAAAAUGUCAAGCUAUUACAAACACCAUUUUCACAAUGUCAAGCCAUUACAAACACCAUCUGCACAAUGUCAAGCUAUUACAAUCUUCAUCCUCACAAUGUCAAGCUAUUACAAACUUCAUCUUCACAAUGUCAAGCUAUUAAAAACUACAUCUUCACAGUGUCAAGCUAUUACAAACACCACCUUCACAGUGUCAAGCUAUUACAAACACCACCUUCACAGUGUCAAGCUAUUACAAACACCACCUUCACAUUGUCAAGCUAUUACAAACACCAUCUUCACAAUGUCAAGCUAUUACAAAUACCAUCUCCACAAUGUCAAGCUAUUACAAACACCAUCUCCACAAUGUCAAGCUAUUACAAAUACCAUCUCCACAAUGUCAAGCUAUUACAAACACCACCUUCACAGUGUCAGGCUAUUACAAAUACCAUCUCCACAAUGUCAAGCUAUCACAAACACCAUCUUCACAGUGUCAAGCUAUCACAAACACCAUCUCCACAAUGUCAAGCUAUCACAAAUACCAUCUUCACAGUGUCAAGCUAUUACAAACACCAUCUUCACAAUGUCAAGCUAUUACACACACCAUCUUCACAAUGUCAAGCUAUUACAAACACCAUCUCCACAAUGUCAAGCUAUUACAAACACCAUCUCCACAAUGUCAAGCUAUUACAAAUACCAUCUCCACAAUGUCAAGCUAUUACAAACACCAUCUCCACAAUGUCAAGCUAUUACAAAUACCAUCUCCACAAUGUCAAGCUAUUACAAACACCAUCUUCACAGUGUCAAGCUAUUACAAACACCACCUUCACAGUGUCAAGAUAUUACAAACACCAUCUCCACAAUGUCAAGCUAUCACAAAUACCAUCUUCACAAUGUCAAGCUAUUACAAACACCAUCUUCACAGUGUCAAGCUAUUACAAACACCACAUUCACAGUGUCAAGCUAUUACAAAUACCAUCUCCACAAUGUCAAGCUAUUACAAACACCAUCUCCACAAUGUCAAGCUAUUACAAACACCAUCUCCACAAUGUCAGGCUAUUACAAAUACCAUCUGCACAAUGUCAAGCUAUUACAAAUACCAUCUCCACAAUGUCAAGCUAUUACAAAUACCAUCUUCACAAUGUCAAGCUAUUACAAACACCAUCUCCACAAUGUCAAGCUAUUACACACACCAUCUCCAUAAUGUCAAGCUAUUACAAACUUCAUCUUCACAAUGUCAAGCUAUUACAAGUACCACCUCCACAAUGUCAAACUAUUACAAAUACCAUCUCCACAAUGUCAAGCUAUUACAAACACCAUCUUCACAGUGUCAAGCUAUUACAAACACCACCUUCACAGUGUCAAGCUAUUACAAAUACCAUCUCCACAAUGUCAAGCUAUUACAAACACCAUCUACAUAAUGUUAUUUCGUACCCAUACAAAUGUCAAGUAAAGAUGUACCACGUCUAA